UUGAAGACCUGUCAAUCUAGCAAUUUGUACUGAAAGCUAAACAACGUACGUACUAUGAGCCGUUGGACCGACGUUUUUCGUAUGAUCUGUUUUCAUGAAGAAAUAAAAACUUUAUGAUACCUUAAACAAAUAAAUCAUCAGUCAUGAAGACGGUGGUGGCUACAUUAUUGACAAUAUCAGUUGCCAUAGCGACAACAUACUACUUACGGGUGACGAAACCAGACGGAUUUGUCCGGAGUUUUAACCAGUCAUAUGAUUACAUAAUCGUUGGUGGGGGCGCAGCAGGUUUGGUGUUAGCCAAUCGUCUGUCAGAAGAUGCUGACGUCACCGUUUUGGUGUUGGAGGCGGGGAAGUCCGAAUCUGAUAAACCGAUAUAUGAUGUUCCGUACAAUGCCCCCAAAGCCCAGAUGACAGAAGCUGAUUGGAUAUAUCGGACGGUACCACAGAAACAUGCGCAGUGGGGUAUGAAAAACAAUGUUGGUAUUUGGCCACAAGGGAAAGGAUUAGGAGGGUCCACACUUCUGAAUGGACUUGUCUACAUCCGGGGUAGUCGCCAUGACUACGACACCUGGGCAGCCAAUGGUUGUGAAGGAUGGAGCUAUGACGAAAUUUUGCCGUACUUCCUUAAAACGGAGGACAUGCGCGAAACAGAUGGAUUUGAUGAAGAGUAUCAUUCCCGUGGAGGGCCCAUCGCCAUAUCGGAUACCACCAAAUCUGAGAUUGCCGAUGUCUAUUUUGAGGCCGCAAAGGAGAUCGGGUUCAAAGUUCACGACUGUAACGGAAAUGACGGUAUCCAAGAUGGCUUCUGUCGGGUGCAGGCCAUUAUUGGAGAAGGACAAAGGUGUACCGCCGCUAGGGGAUUUCUACAUCCGGUUCUUGGGAGGGAUAAUUUGCAUGUGGCUAUCGAGUCUCAUGUAACUAAAGUUGUGAUCGAAAACAAGCGGGCUGUAGGUGUGGAGUUUAUACAGCAGGGAAGGAAGAAACACGCGGCAGCUAAACGGGAGGUGAUCUUAACCGCGGGGACAGUUGGGUCGGCACAGUUACUACUGCUGUCUGGGGUAGGGCCGAAAGACCACCUUACUGAGUUAGGGAUUCCCGUUGUAGCUGACCUGCCCGUAGGUUCAACACUUAGGGAUCACAUGAUGUUUUUCGUGAAGGCCGACAUUGACAAGCCGAUAAGUUACACUUCUGCCAAGGUGUUUACACCUCUAAACUGGCUUAAGUACUACUUUUUUGGAACAGGUUUGUUGACAAGCAAUGCGGCUAUCGAGAGCCAGGCUUUUGUUCGGACUGAUCCCGAUAGCCAGGCAAAAUCCCCUGAUAUUCAGCUGACGUUAUUCAGCACUUUGGAGGAGCAUGGAGAUUCCUUUGAUCAUUUCAACUACAAGGACGAGAUCAACGAAGCGUUGUUCCGGUCCAUCCACGGGACAGAGGUGAUGCCGGAAGGGUAUUCUAUUGACGUGGUUCUGAUUCAACCUAAAAGCAAGGGAUCUCUACGCCUGGUCAGUCGCGACCCCUUCGACUACCCACUGCUGGAUCCUAACUACUUGUCGGACGCUGAGGACAUCAAAACCUUUAUCAGGGGUAUUCGCUACGCUCAAAAGAUGAUGAAAACUGAUGCCUUGAAGAAUCUAGGAACAAAAUUUCGUGAAAUUGACAUACCCGGAUGUAGAGAGAAGACUCCUGAUUCUGACGAACAGUGGGAGUGUUUUGUGCGCCAUCUAGCGACAACGAUAUACCAUCCAGCCUCUACUUGUAAAAUGGGAGCUCUCUCCGAUCCUACGGCUGUAGUUGACCCACAACUAAGAGUGAAGGGCAUUUCCGGUUUGAGGGUAGCUGAUUGUUCCGUCAUGCCAAAUCUCACGUCCGGUAACACGAUGGCGCCUACGUUCAUGAUUGCAGAAAAAGCUGCCGAUCUCAUUCGAGGGAUAACAGGCAUUAAAGUACGUGGGACCAAGAAAAGCUGAUUGUGUUUUUUUUUUAUUAAAUAAUACUAACGUUAAUGUUUAAAACGUUUUGUUGUGUUCGUUUCAACUCAGUGUCGUUGAGACGCUUGUUUUACAGUGUGUGAUUUCGUCAUAAUUACUGUUUUGUGUAAUUGUAAAGCGUUAUGCAGGAAAUGUAAUAAAAAAUCAAUAAAAAAAAUCCUAUGUACCCAGAACAAUUUGGAAUAAUUUGCUCGUUUCGCGUCUUGUUCAGAGUUUCAUGCACAAAACAUAUCAUGAUAUCACUGACUACAAA
Molecule: messenger RNA, 2241 nt
Organism: Mizuhopecten yessoensis (Yesso scallop)
Lineage: Eukaryota; Metazoa; Mollusca; Bivalvia; Pectinida; Pectinidae
Product: glucose dehydrogenase [FAD, quinone]-like
Exons: 11
Coding region: 144-1967 (607 amino acids)
Molecular function (GO): flavin adenine dinucleotide binding; oxidoreductase activity, acting on CH-OH group of donors
Source: RefSeq, a predicted model, not a curated record